AUGUUUCCGAUUAAGCUUCUCUUGUGCUAUGAAGCUCCUCCACCGUCUGAUAAUUGUGAUGGCGGCGGCUGUGAUGGUGUAGCUGGCGACGCAAAGUCGGACGCGUUUCUUCAGUUUUCUGGAGCCGCCGGUUUUCGGCCGAACUCCUUCAAGGACCGCUCCUCCGCCCUCUCUCCCCAGUCCCGUGGCGGCAACAUCCCACAUGAUGGAACCGACAGCCAUGCACGAAACCACGGUAUGUCGCAGGCACUUGUGGGCGCGCACGCGCCUCUGCGCCAACACAGAAGUGUCAUGAUUUGCACUGUGUGUGUGUGUGUGGGUGUGGGUGCGUCGCUUGAUGCGAUAAUUUAUGAGGCUGCUACCGCCGCUACUACAAUGGCUUAUACCGAGAGGCGAGAGGGAAAAACUGGCGGUGGUGGCGGCGUCGGCGGCGGCUGUAGGGCUGACGCGGCUGGGCCUUGGAAGGCAGCGGAGAAGGGGAGGAAAGUCGUGAGCCACGAGGCGGAGGCAUGCCUGCGCUUGGCGCAAAAACCACGGCCCUUUUUGCGCCCUGACGUCUGA
Molecule: messenger RNA, 561 nt
Organism: Mesocestoides corti
Lineage: Eukaryota; Metazoa; Platyhelminthes; Cestoda; Cyclophyllidea; Mesocestoididae
Source: the annotation of a GenBank genome assembly